CCUUGUUAAUGUUUACGUUGUGGUCUUCGUUGUAAGUCCUGAAUCAAUAUUGAUAGACAGAUGGCCUUGCACCACGUACGACCAUCGCAUACGACGUAGUUGCCAGGUAGGAUGUGAGUCGGCAGGUCGGGUAGUACCGAUUGACAACAUUCACGGGGGAUCUUCAAAUCCCAAUGGGUCCUUCCAAACAACUUCGAUAACAAGCCUUUUACAAGCUUUUGUGGCUUGCAGUAGAUUGGGGCCGGUGCUGUUUCCAAUCAAUCAAAGACCGGGGGUCCCAGACAAGUCCCUUACAAGCUCUUACAACUUUCCCCUACCAGGAAGUCUCUAGUCCCCUUACCAAAACCUGUUAAGGCUCUGGGGUCAGGUAUUCCCCUGUUUAUGAUUACCCAGGAGGUAGUCGCCCAUUUCAGACUCUUGUCAAAGUCAUUCUCUUCGUUAAACCGAACGAAAACAAUCUCUCCAAACUCAUCAAAAUGCCUGCCCCCCAAGAGCCCCAGCAGCAAGCUCCCAUGGAGAUGACCUCCAACACCGGCAUCGUUACUCAGCAGCCCUCCGCUGAGCCCCAACCCGACAUGGGCAACCUCCGUGGUGGUGAGGAAGCCGGUUGCGAGGUCUGCUGCGGUCUCUGCGCUUGCGACGAGGGAUGCUGCUAAAUGCAGUCGUCCAUUAAC
Messenger RNA from Annulohypoxylon truncatum, 674 nucleotides. RefSeq lists its product as uncharacterized. The coding region runs from base 477 to 656 and encodes 59 amino acids. The transcript is spliced from 3 exons. Lineage: Eukaryota; Fungi; Ascomycota; Sordariomycetes; Xylariales; Hypoxylaceae. The record is from RefSeq and is a predicted model, not a curated record.